Messenger RNA from Octodon degus (degu), 914 nucleotides. RefSeq names its product granzyme H. Gene Ontology annotation, cellular component: cytoplasm; intracellular membrane-bounded organelle. The record is from RefSeq and is a predicted model, not a curated record. The transcript has 5 exons. The coding region runs from base 87 to 839 and encodes 250 amino acids. Gene Ontology annotation, molecular function: serine-type endopeptidase activity. NCBI's taxonomy places the organism in Eukaryota, Metazoa, Chordata, Mammalia, Rodentia, Octodontidae. Gene Ontology annotation, biological process: proteolysis.
UACACCAGUGAGGUCACAGGGCUUGUGCCUCUUUCAUCCUGCUACAGUUGUCUGUCUGUUCUUACCUGAGCAGACCUCCUGGGGACAUGGCACCAUUCCUAAUUCUGCUGAUCUUUCUUCUGCCUCCUCACACUAGGACAGCUUUUCUUUCAGUGGAGAUAAUCGGUGGUCAGGAGGCCAAGCCACACUCCCAUCCCUACAUGGCAUUUAUCAAGUUUCUGGAUGGCAAGAAGCUUAGGAGAUGUGGUGGUGUCUUGGUGACAAAGAAAUUUGUGCUGACAGCUGCUCACUGCCAGGGAAGCUCAAUGAAUGUCACCCUGGGGGCCCACAACAUCCAGGAACAUGAGAAGACCCAGCAGGUCAUCCAUGUGAGACAAUCCAUCCCACACCCAGACUAUACUCCUCAAAACUUCUCCAAUGACAUCAUGCUGCUACAGCUGAAGAAAAACGUCAAGCUGAGCAAAGCUGUGCAGCUCCUCAGUCUGCAUGAGGACAUGACCCAAUUGAACCCAGGGGACACAUGCCACAUGGCAGGCUGGGGAAGAAUGAGCCCAUCAGGCCCCCUAGCAACUAAACUACAGGAGGUGGAGCUGACAGUGCAAAAUGAGUUAAAAUGCAGAUCAUGCAUGCAUGUGUAUUCUGAUGACACUGAAAUUUGUGUGGGAGACCCAAGGAUUUACAAGACUGGUUUCAAGGGAGACUCUGGGGGUCCCCUCGUGUGUAACAAAGUGAUCCAAGGCAUUUUCUCCUAUGGAAGAAAGAAUGGAAGACCCCCAGCAGUCUUUACAAAGGUUUCCCACUUUCUGCCCUGGAUAAAGAAAACCAUGGGGCACUUGUAGCAGCAAGUAUAAGACUGGCCUCUCCUCUACCACACCAGAAUGUUUGAAGCAAAAUGUAGGAUCUAGUGAACAUGG